Phyllostomus discolor (pale spear-nosed bat) is the source of this 1250-nucleotide messenger RNA. RefSeq names its product defensin beta 124 (gene DEFB124). The record is from RefSeq and is a predicted model, not a curated record. The transcript is spliced from 2 exons. Lineage: Eukaryota; Metazoa; Chordata; Mammalia; Chiroptera; Phyllostomidae. Gene Ontology annotation, cellular component: extracellular region. The coding region runs from base 976 to 1197 and encodes 73 amino acids. Gene Ontology annotation, biological process: cellular response to peptidoglycan; canonical NF-kappaB signal transduction; positive regulation of monocyte chemotaxis.
AAGAGACUGUCCUCUGUGGGGUCAUUUCCAAUCUCCUCCCCACACAUUCCCUGCUCUGGGCACACCCCACACUUUCAGGCACAUUGUGUUUCUUCUGCCUGGAAUACCCUUUCCUCUGCUCAUCCUUCACGAUGCCACACACAUGCCUGUGCAGCAGACACUGUUCUGGGCUCUGUACACGUACGAUCUCAGCGGUUCUCACACAUCAGCAGUGUGUUCGAAUCAGCGGGUGGGCUUCUUACACCACAGCUUGCUGGGACCCACUCCCGAGCUUUUGAUUCAGUAGGUUCGGGUAGCGCUCAAGAAGUUUUGCUUUUAACCAGCCCCUGGUAUUUAUUGGUGCUGCUUGCUGGUCUGGGUACCACGCUUUGUGUUAUUUUGUUUCAUCUUCUAAGUGAGCUAGGGUGCCAUGACUGUCUGUUUGGGGGGUAGUCUUACUCAUUUUCAGCACAGGCCUAGAUACAUGCUGUUUGAACAGGUCCGUGGGAUCUGGUUUCAUGUCCUUGGCAUCAGGAAGGGAAUCGUCCAUUCAUUUAGCUUUGCAAGGGGGGCUUGUCAUCAUUUUCUAGAUGACAGCCUGGGGCUCAGAGAGGCUAAGUGACUUGUCCAAGGUGUCACAAGGCAUUGGGGAGUUGCUGGCAUUGAAGCAGGUCUCUCUGAAGCCAAGACGUUCCCCACCCUCUCAGGUGGAGAUGCCAUCCGGUUUCUGACCCAGGUGUCACUUCAGGAAACUCUGCCCUCAGUUUCAGAGCUCAGCGACGUCUGGGCGGUGUGUGCAGCCAGUUCCCCACAGAGCUGGCUGAGGUCCAGCCGCAUCCCCGGGACCACAGGGCCUCAGACUCCCACUAAGUCUCCUGCUGCCCACGCUCCCGCUGUGACCUGCAGCUCAAUAAAGGCUGCACUGCAGGCAGCUGGGCUGGAUGCCUUUGGCUCCUUGCCUCCGUGUUCCGUCCCCAGUGGCCUUGCAGGAGCCCCAUGAGCAUGACACAGCUGCUGCUGCUCAUUGUGUCUCUCCUGGUCCUGGGGCACGUGCCACCAGGGAGAAGUGAGUUCAAACGCUGCUGGAAGGGCCAUGGAGCCUGCCGGACUUACUGCACAAGGCAAGAAGCCUACAUGCACCUGUGCCCAGACGGCUCCCUCUGCUGCCUCCCCUAUGGACUCAGGUCUCCGGUGCCCGCUAAGCCAGAGAAAGUGUAGCUGGUUCUGGGGCUGGCACCCUUGCUCUCCAAUAAAAUACGUGCUGCCCCUCA